Formica exsecta is the source of this 2413-nucleotide messenger RNA. RefSeq lists its product as uncharacterized. The transcript has 8 exons. Lineage: Eukaryota; Metazoa; Arthropoda; Insecta; Hymenoptera; Formicidae. Bases 283 to 2004 code for a protein of 573 amino acids. The record is from RefSeq and is a predicted model, not a curated record. Gene Ontology annotation, molecular function: protein binding; DNA binding.
UUAUCGAAGAAUCGGGAAACUCUUUUUAUUAAAAUAAUCGAUUUGUAUCAAAAUCAGAAUUUGUAAAAAUCGAUCUGGACGAUCGAUUCGGAAUCAAAUAUUCCUAUCGACAAGUAAACCUACUCGGCUAUUUGGAUCGAAUAAAUGCUACAGUAUUUCUUCGUGUGCUCACAUAGCAUGAUAAAAAAUAGUUAUAUAAAACCAAGAGAUACGUUUGUUACGAUUAUAUAGUGAAAUUUUGUAUUUUGUUUUAUCACGACGUUUCAUAUCAUUAUUAUCACGAUGGUUACAAUAAUGUCAUUGUCUAACGAAGUGAUUAAUAUUAUUCUGGAGAAUGUCAGCAUCAAGGACAUCGAGAACUUUAGUUCUACGUGCAAGAAAUUUAGACAAACAUCAUGGGGCAAUAAAUUUUGGAUGAAAAAGCUCUAUCAGAAUUGGCCUUCUAUAAGAAAAUUUUAUGAUAGGAUGCCGAGCGAAAAUCUUGAAAAAUUAGAUUUUAAAGAAGAAGUAAAAGCAGUCGCAAAAUAUACAAAAGAAAUUUGGAGUUCGAUAUCUCAGAUAUCCAUGGAUAAUUUAGGCGAUUUACUUAUUAUUGACAAGAAAAAAUUGAUUUUAAACUUCCUUUACAGAAACCGGCAGCCUAAGAAUUUUUAUAUUGUUAUAGAUGAGCUUAGAAGAAUAAUUUUGCAAAGUCCAUGGAUAUCUGGUUGCGAUUUGACGCAGAGAUAUUAUAGCUGUCAUAUUCUUCGACAAAUAAAGUAUUAUCAUACCAAGCACAAAUUGCUAAAAUUUAGAAAUAGAAACCAAUUUCAUAAAGUUUUGGAAAAGAUGGUUACUCUUCUGGUGCUAUGGUUCAAUAUUGACAAUGAUAUCUCUUACACACACGUCGUAAAACCGUCAUUGGAUUAUGUUGCAGAAAAUGUGUUGCAAAUUCUUAGAGAAGAAUAUCCUUCGCAUCCUAUAUUUACGAUAUUUAGUGUAUUUCAAAAUUAUUGGAAAAGCCAUAAUGUCUUUUACACUUAUUGGGACUACAAAGAAAUAUUGGCGAUUUUGAUUAUACUCGAAAGAAUUGUAUUCUCUCCAACGAAUUUCCACAAAUUAAAUCAAAUAUGGAGAAAAUCAAAUGGAAAUGUGUCUGAAAUUGUUGUUUCAGAAGGCACCCAAUGUAUAUUUUUCCUAACAAUAUAUCACAGUGUAAUGCGAAGACUCGGCAUACACUCCACUAUAGCUACAAGCAAUAUACUUCAAAUUUUUCUGAAAUCCACAGAUGUUACAAAACGUCCAGAAUAUUUUUGUGUGGAAUGGAGAAAUGGUCAAUUCUACGUGGAGAACACUAUCCGAGGGGGUGAUUAUGACAGAAAUAUGUUAGUUGAUCAUAUAUUAUUAACAAAAAAUAAUCACUAUAGUGUGUUAAAGGUAGUACCAUUAUUAAUUGACUUUUUGAAACUUGAGUCAAACUUAAAGAAAAAAGAACAGGUAAUGCUGCAGCAGAUAAUGGAAAGGGAAGAGGAAGAGAUCACAGACUUAGUAAUGUGGGAAUCUAACGUGAAUAUAAAAAAGAGCCAACCAGAAAAAAGAUCGGCAAGACUAAAAUUUAUUAUUGGAAUGGUCGUAAACCAUGCAUAUAAUAACUAUAGUAGGAUUCAUUUUGGGGUUAUAGUUGGUUGGCACAAUUAUUUCAAUCUCGAUUCAGUAUCUGGCAUUGAAUUUAAUAUCUUACCGGAUAAUUAUUCAAAUAUAUCAUGCGGAAAUGUUGUAAAUUGUACAGAUUAUAUGUGUUUGAUGCAUAAACCAUACUACAUAAUUUUAUGUAACAAUAACGAAUACUGUUAUGUACCACAAGAAAGUAUAUCGAUGUGUUCUUCAACAAAAUGGAUCCAUCAUGACGAAAUAGGACGAUAUUUUUCUAAAUACAAAUAUACUUAUUAUGUACCAAAUAAAAUGUUAGCAAGGGAUUAUCCAUAUGACGCCGCUAUAAUUAAUGAAAUAAUGCGUAAUCAAUAGUUUAUGUUACAAAAGAUUUAGGAUAUAUACACGAAUACUUCAAACAUUUUUAUACAGAAAUUACAAAUAUUAUAAUAUGAUAAGAAUAUUCUACAUAGAAAUGUUUAUAUUGCUUUUAUAUACAAAUACUCUUUUUAUUUUUCUUAUUUUAAUUCAACUUUUCUUAUUUUCUCCUAUUUGGACGUGUAUAUUAAGAUAGAUAAAAAUUAAUUUAAUUUUAAUGUUUAUUAUAUAAAAUAAGGUCACAUUUCUCAUCUUCUUUUAAUAACAUUGACUCGUAAAUAGGAAACUUUAUAAAUAUUGUACGAUAUCAGAUUUUAUAAGACAAGUACAGAAAUGUGCAAAGUGUUGAUGAAUUGGAGAGUCUUGCAUUUGAUUGAAAAAUAAAGAAAAAAAAGUUUUAUAAAGA